This is a messenger RNA of Acipenser ruthenus (sterlet), 3253 nucleotides long. RefSeq lists its product as uncharacterized. The coding region runs from base 1044 to 2168 and encodes 374 amino acids. The record is from RefSeq and is a predicted model, not a curated record. The transcript is spliced from 3 exons. NCBI's taxonomy places the organism in Eukaryota, Metazoa, Chordata, Actinopteri, Acipenseriformes, Acipenseridae.
GAGGAAUCCAUUAAACUACAGCAUUUUCUCUACUUAAAUUUCAGUGAAUCCGUUACCAUCCUUAGAUAAUUCCAGUGCAUUCAUUCAUUUUCUUUUGUUGCUGCGCUUUGUCUAAACUGCUCUUUUGUUUUCACUGUUACUUGUUUAAGUUUAGCUGUUUUUCUAGGUCUGUUUAAUGUUUGUUGUUUUAUGUGUGACAGCCUCCAUUUUUUCCUGAUCCUCCUGAUUUUUUCCAAACAACUGUUCACCAUUCAACUCAACACUACAGGACAGUCUCAACAUUUUCAACAUACUCAAUGUUUUCAACCUUCUACAAUCACCAUCAUUUAGGGACACUUUGCCGGAUUUCCUUAUUUGUGGCAAGUCAAAGGGUGCGUUCACGGGGAUCAGCGCAGACAAACUUUGCAGACGGGGAUCUGCGCAUGACGUCAUAGUCUGUGUAGUUGGCGCUAGGACAACUUUGGAAACGUAUCUCCAGAGCAGACUCCAACAACAUGGAGGUUGCGUUGUGUGCAAUUAUUAUUGCUGAAGAAAUUGAUGCAAUUGAAGUUCCCUACUUGCUCCACGCAGGUCAUCGAUUGGAGCAGCGUCAAUUGAGGAUCUGAUAAGGGAUUUACAUCCCUUUUACAUGAAUCAUCAAGGUACAAAAUGGCCAUUUCAGAAUACAGUGCUUGCCUGCCUUUGGACAUUAGUAAAUCAAGAGUCCACAGAGGAGUAGCAGACAGGUUCAACACCAGCAAAUCUAACAUCUGCAUACAUCUUCAUGAGGUGUGUUCUCUCAUAUCCAAACAUCUUUCAUACAGGAUUGUCUGGCCCACAGGCCAUGCUGUCAGUCAGAUUGAACAGGGUUUCCUGGCAGCUGGUUUCCCUAAAACACUGUGACAACAGUAGAGAAGCUGGAAGCCUUAAUCAGUUCAUACAUCAGGAAAUGGUUGGGAGUUCCACGCUGCCUCAGUAGAGUGGGACUUUAUGGUAAAGGAAUACUGCAGCUACCAGCAUCCGCUCUAACCGAGGAGUUUAAGUGCGCCAAGGUCAGACUGGAAAUGACAUUAGUAGAGCCACGUGACAAAUGCGUAAGGGAGGCAGCACCUGUGCUAAAAACUGGAAGAAAGUGGGCGGCAAAGAAAGCUGUGGGGGAUGCAAAGGCUGCCCUUCGAAUUGGUGAUAUCAUGGGGCAAGUUCAGCAUGGAAGAGGGGGUCUUGGUUUCAGUUCAGCUCCUCCUACAUGGCACAAGGCAGCCCCAGCUCAACGGAGGAAGAUGGUAGUCAAUGAGGUGCAAAAGCAGGAGGAGAGGAUGAGAUGUAUAAAGGCCAUUUCCCAGGCCAAACAGGGAGAAUGGAUGAGAUGGGAGAGUGUGGAACAACGCAAGAUUGGCUGGCAAGACCUAUGGUCAGUGGAACAGAGCAGGAUCAGUUUCCUCAUCAGGUCAACAUAUGAUGUUCUCCCAUCACCACAGAACCUAAACCUCUGGGUAGGGGAGGAUCCCUCAUGUCCUUUGUGUUCAUCACCUGCAACAUUAAGGCACAUUUUGACAGGAUGUAAGGUGGCUCUUAGCCAAGGACGGUUUACUUGGCACCAUGACCAGGUGCUGCGAUGUUUGGCCUUAGCAUUGGAAGACAAGCGUAACAUGACCAAUAAGUUGCCACCUGUUCCAUCAAAACAUUACACACAAAACAUUACACGUCCAGGAGAGCAACCACCAAGAAAAGGUGUUAAAACCAAUCCUCGCCCAGGACAACUGGAAGCUGCUAGAGACUGGAAAAUGCUGGCAGAUGUUGGUCAACGGCUUAUUUUUCCAGCUGAGAUUGCCACCACUAACCUUCGACCAGGUAUUGUCUUGUGGUCCGGAUCAGCACGCCUUGUUCACCUGGUAGAAUUAACAGUGCCAUGGGAGGAUGCUGUAGAUGAGGCGUAUGAGAGGAAGAAACUGCGGUAUGCUCAACUAGCCACUGAAGCGGAACAGCGAGGAUGGAGAGUCCGGGUUUACCCAAUGGAGGUGGGUUGUCGAGGAUUUGUGGCACACUCUACAACCCGGUUUCUCAGAGACGUCGGAUUCAGUGGCCAGGAGUUGCGUCGCACAGUGAAGAACUUAUCUGAAGCAGAAAGGAGCAGCAACUGGCUGUGGUUGAGACAGAAAGAUUCUGGCUGGGGACCUCAAGCACAAUAGAAAGAAAGAAACACUGAUGUACAGGUAAGUAAGCUGGGCUGAGUUGAGUGGGGGACGGAGGGGGGUGAUGCUGGGACGCCAGAAUCACCGUCGAGCCCUCUUGAGGUGUCGUGGGCUAGUCGACGAAACACUGAGGAUGGAAGGUGCCCACUUGAAAACCCCCUGUGUGCUGAUGCGCUAGGGAGGCAAAAUAAGCUGAUCCCUGGAGCCAGCAUUUCCAGACAGAAGGAUAUCUACAGCAUCAUAUGGAAGGAAGCACAAAUGGAUGGAGACACCUAUGGAUCACAUUAGUUUACUGUAAAGCUACGUCUUAGUUGGUGCUUAUCUUGGCGAGAGCCGAGUUCAAAUCAGCAUGAAGUUUUAACAUCUACUCUCGUGUAAUGGAAGUCGCGCAGUUGAUGGCUGCCACGUACCCAUUGCAAAGCACAAGCUAUUGAUAACCCGGAGUCCUAUUACAACAGAAAGCACUUUUACUCAGUUAAUCUUACUGCUUUCUGUGACAAUACAGCACAUUUUGUUCAUGUCAAUGUGGGCCAUCCUGGAAGCUGACAUGAUGCUCGAGUCUACCGCAUGACAGAGGUAGCAAGAGUCCUUCAGGAAGACUCACAAUCUCUUUUACCCGACAGUAUGCACAUCAUUGGUGAUGCUGCAUAUCCACUCUCACCCCACCUGUUAACUCCAUUCCGUGACAAUGGACAUUUAACUCAGCAACAGAAAAGAUUCAACAAGAAACUGUCCUCAGCCAGGAUGGUGAUCGAAAGAGCGCUUGGACUCUUAAAAAACAGAUUUCGGAGAUUUAAAGGAUUACACAUGCAUGUCAUCCAGAAUAUCAGCACAGCUGUCACAGCUUGUUGUGUCCUUCACAAUAUCUGCUUGGAGACAUUAGAGGACUUGGAGUUUGAGGAGGCUGUGGAUGACAAUGUACCAGAAGGUGUCAAUGAUCAACCAGAUGUAAUGCAAAAUGAUCCUUCUGGCAUCAUUAAAAGAAAUGGCAUUGCUGCAUCAUUAUAAAUUGAAUUACAGUGUACACAAGUAUUAUUAUUGUUUAUUUAGCAGACACUCUUAUCCAGGGCAAUAAUGUUUGA